Messenger RNA from Entrophospora sp. SA101, 732 nucleotides. NCBI's taxonomy places the organism in Eukaryota, Fungi, Glomeromycota, Glomeromycetes, Entrophosporales, Entrophosporaceae. The record is from the annotation of a GenBank genome assembly.
AUGACCUGUUCAAAGAAAGUUGUUGUUACCGAAAUUUCCUCUGCUGCCACAGAGAAAACUGUUAAGGAUUUCUUUUUAUUUUGUGGUAAAAUGAAAGAAUUCGAGUUGGUAAAAGAUGAAAAAAGCGAUAAACAAAUUGCUUAUGUGACAUUCGAAAGAGAUGCUGCCGUAAAAACUGCUCUUAUGUUAACAAAUGCUGUAAUUGGUGAUUCUCCAAUCACAGUCAGACCCGCCGAUGGAUCAUUGAAUCCUGAUGAUGGAAAUAAUGACCAACUUAGUUGUAUAGAACAAGAGGAAAAGCCAAAAAAAGUAAUUUUUGCAGAAAUUUUAGCUGCAGGAUUUCAGUUACAAGAUUCUAUCAUUCAAAAAGGCCUCGAAUUUGAUUGUAAAUGCGGUAUAAGUGGACGUCUCAUGUAUUAUUUGCAUCAACUCCAAGACAAUCUCAAAGCAUUAGACGACCAAUACAAAGUAUAUGAUAAAGUGAGUGCGACAGCCGUCCAGCUCGACACUAAAUUUGCCGUUCAAGAUAAAAUCAAAUAUGUCACUACUCAAGCACAAGACAAAGUAAAUCAAGCGAUCGAAACACCUGCCGGUAAAAUCAUGCUUGAAUAUUAUCUUUCAACCACAAAACAAGUUGCCGAUGUUCAUGCUGAAGCAAGAAGAAUUGCUGAUGAAAAACAAGUCAAACUCAUCACCUCACACGAAGAAGAAUCCACCAAUGGAUCAUUAUAA